CCAAUUCCACCGUACUGAAACUGUUCAGUCACGGACUCUGUGACACACCCAACCCACCUGACUCUGUUCCAACACAAACCCUACACGUGUCUCCUCACUGUCACAGGCAGGUAAUCCACACACUCCCCCAUACCCGCUUCCCCAUUUAAAAAACCCCGAUUCUCUCGCUCACACUCCCAAACCCCACUCCUUCUAGAGAGAGAAACUAACACGAUGAUGAUGAGCGGCCGGAAAACACCGUCGGAGGUGGGGAUACAGCUGCCGGAGGCGAAGGUCGCGGCGGAGACUGGAUCAAUGAGCGGCCCGCUGGUUCCGACGAGGCCUGAUCGGAACAGUAGCCGGAGAACUGACAUCACUCACGUUGUUCUCCGGCUACUGUGUCUGUCGACCUCGGUGGUUGCACUCUCGUUCAUGGCCACGGCGAAGAAAUCUGCCACCAUCUCCAUCUACGGCUUUAGCCUUCCUGUGUACUCCAAGUGGUCCUUCUCUGACUCGUUCGAGUAUCUGGUAGGAGUUUCGGCGGCUGUUGCGGCUCAUUCUUUGCUUCAGCUGCUUAUUAGCGCGUCGAGACUGCUGCGGAAAUCUCCAGUGGUUCCUUCUCGGAAUCAUGCGUGGCUUAUUUUUGCUGGGGAUCAGGUGUUUGCAUAUGCAAUGAUGAGUGCUGGAUCCGCUGCUUCAGGUGUCACCAACCUGAACCGCACAGGAAUCCGACAUUCAGCGCUACCAAAUUUCUGCAAGCCAUUACAUAGCUUCUGUGACCAUGUUGCUGUCUCAAUCGCCUUCAGUUUCUUCAGCUGUUUCUUGCUUGCUGCCUCGGCUAUUGUCGAUGUAAUUUGGCUAUCCAAGUACUGAAUUUCCUUCUUCCCACAUACUUUAGAUUAUGACCCUGUAUGAAUAUGUUGCUUAGGAAGUUAUCUAUAUCCUGUUAUCAGUCAAGUGGUAAUAUAUCUGCUUAUGGAAGUUCGACAAACCAGGGCAGUGAUUGUCCUCUUUAGAAAGCAAAAUGGCCGCCUUGUUUGUGAUCAGAACAAAUUAUGCACCAAUUAUCUAUCUAUGAGCUGUUCAAAAUUAAGUGCAAGCAUAGUGAGUUGGGCUGGUGUGAUAUCUAUGAACUGUUCAAGAUCAAUUGUAUUCACAUUGAACUCA
This is a messenger RNA of Cornus florida, 1146 nucleotides long. Its product is annotated as CASP-like protein 3A1. The record is from RefSeq and is a predicted model, not a curated record. The coding region runs from base 214 to 852 and encodes 212 amino acids. NCBI's taxonomy places the organism in Eukaryota, Viridiplantae, Streptophyta, Magnoliopsida, Cornales, Cornaceae. The transcript is spliced from 3 exons.